Messenger RNA from Aspergillus candidus, 403 nucleotides. RefSeq lists its product as uncharacterized. The record is from RefSeq and is a predicted model, not a curated record. The transcript has a single exon. Bases 36 to 191 code for a protein of 51 amino acids. NCBI's taxonomy places the organism in Eukaryota, Fungi, Ascomycota, Eurotiomycetes, Eurotiales, Aspergillaceae.
CGACAUGAUGUGUCAGAAAGAGUCAAACCCAUGCAAUGUCCGAGACGAGUUUCCAGGAUUCGUCCGGAAAGAGACGCCGUCCAGAUGGGGGAAAUAUGUAUGUAAGUCGGUGCUGGUCGUGGCGUCAUCGUCGUCUUGAUGAUUCGAGGGAUGAAGCGCCGUCUGCACACCGACCACACAAGGUCGCUUAGGGCUAUGGACGGGAUGUUCAGCCUCUUUUUUUGCUCUGUUGUUCUUUUAGAUUAAUCGGUGAUGAUGAUGUUGGUUAUCCCCUGUGGAACCAAGACCAUUGGCUUCGUCAGACGAACAGAAAGUUAGGAAGACGGAGGCAUUGCUCAGCCUAGUUAGUUCCUGCAAGCUUCGAUAUGCACUGCAGAGGCCUCCACUGCGGCCACUGGAAGAG